UCAAUAUCUCUUUCAUUUUCCACUAUAACUAAUUACGACAAACUCGAACUCAACACAAAACCAAAAGCAAAUCAAAUCCCUCUUUCUUUCUUUGGGAAAAAUGGCGGAUCAGCUCACCGAUGAUCAGAUCUCCGAAUUCAAGGAAGCUUUCAGCCUCUUUGACAAAGAUGGCGAUGGUUGUAUCACUACCAAGGAGCUUGGAACUGUGAUGAGAUCUCUUGGGCAGAAUCCAACUGAAGCAGAACUUCAAGACAUGAUUAAUGAAGUUGAUGCUGAUGGAAAUGGGACAAUUGAUUUCCCAGAGUUCCUCAACUUGAUGGCACGCAAGAUGAAGGACACAGAUUCUGAGGAAGAGCUUAAAGAGGCUUUCCGGGUUUUUGACAAAGAUCAGAAUGGAUUCAUUUCUGCUGCUGAGCUCCGUCAUGUGAUGACAAAUCUUGGCGAGAAGCUGACUGAUGAGGAAGUCGACGAGAUGAUUCGUGAGGCUGAUGUGGAUGGUGAUGGUCAGAUCAACUAUGAGGAGUUUGUCAAAGUCAUGAUGGCCAAGUGAGGAUCUCUCAACCAUAACUAAAUCUCAAAUCGACCAAAAAAAAAAAAUGGAACAGAGCACUUUUGUUGAUGAAAUUUCUAUUUCCCAUUAGGAAAUCAGCUACAUUUGGUGUUAUUAGCUUUCAUUGGGUGUUUGCUUUUUUUCAUGUCUGCAUUGAUUUGUGGUACUCUUCUUUAGUAUUCAGCUUUAUUUUUGUUUUUCUUGUCCAGUAGUCUGGUUUGUUAGUGUCUAUCUUCUAUGUUGGCUGUCUAUUUUUAUGUGUUCUCUGUUUUUUUGGCAUUAUGGGCUUCGAACAAUUGGGAGAAUUUAUUAUUUUGAUUAUGGGUGACUAAUUUUGGGGAUUACUUUAGUCCUCUACCAUUUUGCUUGUA
Messenger RNA from Mangifera indica (mango), 921 nucleotides. Its product is annotated as calmodulin-7. The record is from RefSeq and is a predicted model, not a curated record. Bases 101 to 550 code for a protein of 149 amino acids. The transcript has 2 exons. NCBI's taxonomy places the organism in Eukaryota, Viridiplantae, Streptophyta, Magnoliopsida, Sapindales, Anacardiaceae. Gene Ontology annotation, molecular function: enzyme regulator activity; calcium ion binding.